This is a messenger RNA of Eucalyptus grandis, 1467 nucleotides long. RefSeq names its product V-type proton ATPase subunit D. Gene Ontology annotation, cellular component: proton-transporting V-type ATPase complex; vacuolar membrane. NCBI's taxonomy places the organism in Eukaryota, Viridiplantae, Streptophyta, Magnoliopsida, Myrtales, Myrtaceae. Gene Ontology annotation, molecular function: proton-transporting ATPase activity, rotational mechanism. The transcript has 2 exons. The record is from RefSeq and is a predicted model, not a curated record. The coding region runs from base 417 to 1202 and encodes 261 amino acids.
AAUUCCACCAAAAUACAAAAAGCGAAGCUUUCGGGCUUCCCCUCUCUCCUUCCUCUCUCUUCCUCCUCCUCCUUCCUCAUCAGUGGAAUCUGGAGAUCUUCUGCAGCCACAUCUCCGUCGAUCUCCGCCGCGGCUCUUCUCCCGUCGCCACCGGCCGCCCUCCGCCUCCUCUCCGUGCUCCGAUCUUCUCUCAUCGCUCGCCGCCCUUCUCCGCCUCGUCUCUCCCUCUCCGUCCUUCCUCGUCUCGCCUUCUUCGCUCCCCGCGUCCGCGCCUGCUGCUGCUCCUCGGCGCUCCGCCUCCGAUCUGCCGCUGCUCGCCGCCUCUCCGUCGUGCCGCGGCCUCCGUCGUCGUCGCGAUCUGCUCCGUCGCCUCCUCUGCUCGUUGAAUCUCGUCACGAUCCGUAGAUUUUGCAAAGAUGUCUGGUCAAAGCCAGCGGCUGAAUGUGGUUCCUACCGUCACGAUGCUUGGAAUCAUGAAGGCUCGCCUUGUUGGUGCUACAAGAGGCCAUGCUCUACUCAAGAAGAAGAGUGAUGCUUUAACUGUGCAGUUUCGUCAGAUCCUGAAGAAAAUUGUAUCGACAAAGGAAUCAAUGGGGGACAUCAUGAAAGCAUCCUCAUUUGCCCUGACUGAGGCCAAGUAUGUUGCUGGCGAAAACGUCAAGCACGUUGUUCUGGAAAACGUUCAGAAUGCUUCUUUGAAAGUCCGAUCCCGACAAGAGAAUGUUGCUGGUGUGAAGCUUCCCAAAUUCGAAUAUUUUACUGAUGGGGAGACCAAGAAUGCCCUGACCGGAUUAGCCAGAGGUGGUCAACAAGUUCAGCUUUGUCGUGCUGCUUAUGUGAAAGCCAUUGAGGUUCUUGUGGAGCUUGCUUCGCUGCAAACAUCAUUCCUGACUCUUGAUGAGGCUAUUAAGACCACCAAUCGUAGAGUGAAUGCACUGGAGAAUGUUGUGAAGCCCAGGUUGGAGAACACUAUAAGUUAUAUCAAGGGUGAGUUGGAUGAACUCGAGAGGGAAGAUUUUUUUAGGCUGAAGAAGAUUCAGGGAUAUAAGAAGAGAGAAAUAGAGAGACAGCUUGCAUCUGCCAAGAGAUUUGCAGAAGAGCAGUUUGCAGAGAAGGUUUCCUUGCAUAAAGGAGUUUCCAUCAAUACAGCCCACAACUUGUUAUCGGUAGCAAUGGAGAAGGACGAGGAUAUCAUUUUCUGAUUUGCCUGUGUUUCUCAGGUAUUUGAUUCAGCUGUGCUGAUUGUUUUGGCUUGAAAAUUUCUCAAAGUGGCCAUGGAUUAAAGCUUUCUCCAUAUUAGUCUCUUCAUUUGGGCGUCUUCUCCUUGAUUUGUUGAUUUAAAGCCUCAUCAUGUCAAAGUCUCUAGUAUUUGUUCAUCUAGUGGCUUUAUCUAUUAGUUCGCUGAUAAGCUGUACUUAAUCGGAUCUGUUCUCCAUCAAUAAUUUAUGUCAUGGUGUUGAUUUUUCC